Thrips palmi is the source of this 2762-nucleotide messenger RNA. RefSeq lists its product as uncharacterized. The transcript has 2 exons. The record is from RefSeq and is a predicted model, not a curated record. Lineage: Eukaryota; Metazoa; Arthropoda; Insecta; Thysanoptera; Thripidae. Bases 215 to 760 code for a protein of 181 amino acids.
CCGACACGGACCGACACAGUACACAGUCGUCUGGCCGUUCUCUCGCGGUGCGCCUCGCAGUGCCUCGCAGCCGGUCCCGCUCCCGCCCAGCCCUCGGAAGGCCCCUUCGCGUAGCGCUAGCGCUCCCCCCGCAGUUCCGAGUGCAAACCAGUGGCGUGGACGGACAGUGAGCAGUGGCGGACUCACACCGGCGGAUUUCACGCUCCUCAUCGCCAUGACGACGGACACCAUGCUGCCCAGCGGCGUCGCUAGCGGCGUCGCCGGCGACCACAAGGAGAUCCUGAAGCACGACCUGCCAGUGCUCAAGGUGACCCUGCCGCCGGACGUGGACGCCGAGGGCGACAGCUACUGGAAGCUGGACCGCCGCGACUCGGGCAGCCUGUUCUGGCGCAAGGACUCGGUGGCCUGCAAGACGUCGCGCGUCAAGUUCCUGCACGACGUGGACGUGCGCGAGUUCCACCCGCGGCCCGAGGAGCGGCUCUCGCACUCCGAGGACGGCGCCGAGGCCGAGGAGGACGACAUCUACAGCGACGACUACAUCCUGCGGCACGACGUGGAGCCCAGCGGCUGGAUGCGCCCGUCCGCGCUGCGGCCCGCCAACCUCUUCGGCUACCGGCGGCUGCGGCUGCCGCGGAAGCGCGUCACCGGGCCCGACGGCACCGCCCCCAAGGAGUCCUCCGUCUUCAUGAGCCUCGUCUGCCUCGUCGCCAUCCUGGUGACGGCGUGGCUGCAGGGCUCCAUCUCGCCCAUCAACUUGUGAGCCGCAGUGCGCCGUGCUCCGAGACAGACUGCAGGGAGUGGAGCGCGCCGCCCGUCGGACGGACAGUCGCACGGGCGGAGCGGCCCUCCCUGACCAAGGCCUGACCAAGGCCACAUCAUGGCAGUGCGAAAAACCCCGGCCGGCCGAAAAUGCGGACGCAAGAAGCCACCCUCCAUGUCGGCACGGUUGCACACACUGGUCCCAACACCACCAGGUCCCGGCGGCUGGCUGGCUGGCCGACUGGCUAUCGUUUCGCCCUCUCUGGUCAAGGGGUUAUCCUAUCCGCUGCGCGGUUUUGUCAUUUAUUGUAAAUGGUGUGGCCUGGCGGUGCCUCGGCCAACGGACACCCCGCGGCUCCGCCCCACCUCAGUAUGUUAAGCCGCCCGCACACGUAUUUUGCACGUGUCACGUGACUGUGAUGUUUCCAAGCAGGACUUUUUACUGUGUAUAGUUUAGCCGCACCUGCUGUGCGCGGAUUGUGUGUCUGUGUGUGUGUGUGCAUGUGUGUGUGCGUUAUUCACUGCAUCGUUUCACCCUGUCAAAUAUGUAUUCGUGUGUAUGUGUGUGUCUGUGAGAGUGAGUGAGUGAGAGAUCUCAGAGUGGUUAUCAGUAAGUAGCACGCGGUCCGCGCACCCCGUCCACCCCGUCCGCCGUCCACGCGGUGUGGUGUGGGUCGUGGCACGUCCCCGUCCUCCGUCCUCGCUGCUCGCGGACCAAUGCGAGCGCCGAGGACCGCGACGACGCGGUGCCCUGCCCAGGCCAGGCCGGCCAGGCCGCAGGGGAAGCGUUGGUGCGUAGAAAGCGCCCGGCACCGAUUUAGCCGACCCCUGACCCGGCAGGUACGUUGCACGCGUGGCUCGACCCCGCCCCGCGUCAAGGAGUUUGGGCUUGGCCACACUACACGGCCCUUCCGGUUCAGAAAAAGAAAUCGGUGAAUGGGGAAUGCCUGGUCAGGCCCGGCCCCCCCCCCCUCCCCCCUAUUCCUGCUUCCUAAUUCAGGCGCGCUUUUGCGCCGCGAGGCCUGCCUGCACCACGAGGCGCGCCGUGGCGGGGCUGAUUUGCAAAGCAAACACUGGUCGCCCCCACUGCGAUGCGGAGCAAUGCGGAGGCGAGGGUCCGGUCACGUUGGUUCAACUCGGUGCGCCAGUCCUUCUGACGCGCACCGCGUCUUCCCUUCCCUUCCGCCUUCCGGCACUUCCGGGUCCACGACGGAAACUGCCUCGCUAACCGCAGAGCGACUCCGCAUGUCGCUCUGGACGGUCUAGAGGUCUAGAGGACUCGCGCCCGCCUCCGUCCCGCCAGUCAACGAGUGACUCACCCACCCAUCCCACCACCACCACCCCGGUGCACUUUGCCUCUUGUUCGCCCGCUCGCGGCAGCCUAGCCUAGCCUUGCCCGAGGGAACUUCAUUAUGGAAAACUGUGUCGCCUUGCCACUCGCUGGGGGGGGGGGGGGGGGGGGGGGGGCUGGUCGAACGCAUGGCACGUCGCACGUGCGCCUCGUUCUCGUUUUUGGCGCUGCCCUGGCCGGCGGCCUUCCCUCGUGCAUUUGGAGUCAGUGCCCGCCCCGCCCCCUCUCGCCGGUUGAGUGAAUGUCAUGUCAUUCCCGCGACAUCUCGUUCGUCGGACAGUCCGAAUUCGGAUCGGUCCCGACGACAGGGAGCCGCCCGCCCACUCCGCUGACGCGCGGACGCGAAUCGGUUUAUUAGUUCUGAACGCAUAUCGCUUCCUGCCGCCGCCUCGCAUUGCUAAAGGCUUUACAAACAGACCCGUUCGGCAGUAAUGGUCCGAGGGAAUUCUUCCAAAGCUAUCGUCCAACCCUCAGGGGGCCAGACAACUGUACAUUUAUUUGUGUGUUUACUAUAGAUCUGAAGUAUCAAUAUUUAUGUAUUUAAUUAUUAGUGUAAUUUAAGAUUGAUGAACUUGUAGGUAUAGUUUCUAGUGUAUGCUGUGAUUUUUAGAAAUGUAUGUUACCUACUUGCAAAUAAAUUUCAUCAACCAGA